Eupeodes corollae is the source of this 9772-nucleotide messenger RNA. RefSeq names its product nucleosome-remodeling factor subunit NURF301 (gene E(bx)). NCBI's taxonomy places the organism in Eukaryota, Metazoa, Arthropoda, Insecta, Diptera, Syrphidae. Gene Ontology annotation, molecular function: RNA polymerase II cis-regulatory region sequence-specific DNA binding. Bases 837 to 9128 code for a protein of 2763 amino acids. Gene Ontology annotation, cellular component: NURF complex. The record is from RefSeq and is a predicted model, not a curated record. Gene Ontology annotation, biological process: regulation of transcription by RNA polymerase II. The transcript is spliced from 15 exons.
CGAUAUCACGUUGGUCAUUUACCCGGUUAAGAAGUUUUAUCAAGAAAAUACCUUAAUUAAUUUUUAAAUAAAUUCUAACUUGACUUAAAAGUGCCAAUAAAACAUUUUUUAACUAAAAUUUAUAAAAAGUAAUUAAUUUAUCCAUAAUUGGCGGUGAAUUUUGUAAACAAAAAUGUUGCCAAGUGUUUUUGCAUUUCUUAUUUCGUGUGCUAGUGGUGUGGAGUGCGAGUGGAACAAAUGAUACUACACAAAUCCAAAUAUAGGUGGCGCAUGAGUUAAAAUUAAAAUAGAACGAGUCCUUUGAUUGGUCGAACCAUAUUUUAGAAUUUAUUCUAUUAUGCCAAGUUUUAAAGUCUUUUUAAUUAAAUUUAAUCGCAAAAUUAUAGUUUAAAUAAUUUAAAAAAUUAUUAAAAAAUCCAUUAAAACUGUGGCGCAUUGUGCUUGAACUUUAAUUUCAAAGAGAAAAAAUUCCCACAAAGCAAUUAAAGAAAAAAAAUGGCGGAAUCAUUUUUAGCCAAUUGCAGUGAAGCUUGUAUUUGACUCGUAGACGACAGAACGGCGGUCAUUUUUUCGUGUUGAAAUUUUACAUUGAAAGUUUAAAGAAUAAGCAACAUAAUUUAAAAAUCAAAACAAAAGAAAAGUGAUAUGUAAUUUCGGUCGGUAUAAACAAUAAACAAAAUUAUUCAUCUGCAAGAUAACACCCGAUCCGAUCCGCAUUCGAUUGCUGCAACAAAUGCAAUCCUCCUACCGAAUGAUGUCAACAGAGUUUUAAAUUUGAUUUUUGUAUACAAUUUGGGAAGUUUUUUGAGUAAACAUAAGUAAAAAGUAUUUUCAUAAUGACUGGCAGAGGGACACGCAAGAGGGGUAGGCCUCCAAAAACGCCAAACGACCGCAGUAAUAAAUUUAGCUAUCAAUUGCUAAAGAAACCCAAGUAUUUAACGAAGAAGCCAGAAUCUCAGUUUAGCACUCCGUCGGCGUCGAGGGCAUCAUCGCCUCCGGAGAGUGAUACGAGUCGCAGGAGCUUGAAUCGUUCCCAAAAGGUGAAGACAACACGAGGACGUGGAAGACGCUCUGGGUAUAGUCAGGCUUCACAAUCAACAUCUUUCUCCAGAAAAGGCUAUGAAUCCGAAUAUCAUUAUGGUUCGGACUUUGGAGAUUCCACAGAUAAAAGUGACGUUGAUGAUGACCCAUUAAUCAUGUCACCAUCGGAAGAAGAAAGCGUAGGCGGUGACAAUGUAAGCGAAAGUGAAUUCUCCGAAUGUAGUUUUGGCCAGAGUGGUUUAGGUCGACCACCUCGUCCGCCCAGUCCCGAUCCAAUUUGGUUGCAAGAUCGCGAAGUCGAAACAUUGGAUCUUCCUAAAUCUUCUGAUGAUUUACUUAUUUCCAACGCUUUAUCACUUCGAGCUGUUCAAAUCUUUGAGGUGUUACGUCGAUUUCGUCAUAUUAUUCGUAUCUCGCCAUUUCGUAUUGAAGAUUUUUGUGCAGCAUUAAUGUGUGAAGAACAAAGUUCUUUAUUCGUAGAAAUUCACAUAAUGCUAUUGAAGGCUAUUCUUCGCGAAGAAGACAUCCAAAGUACCCACUUUGGACCACUAGAUCAAAAAGACAGUGUCAAUAUAAGUUUAUUUUUGAUUGACAACAUAACAUGGCCAGAGGUUCUACGAAGCUACGUGGAAAGUGAUCCGAUUUUCGAUCGAAGUGUGCAUGAUAUUCUAGAAUCAAGAGAAUAUCCACACUCGGGGGUGGAAGAUAGGUUGAAAGUGUUGCAAUUCCUCACUGACCAAUUGCUAUACACCACCGCGGUACGUGAUGUUAUGCUUCAGGAAGGACCCAUCCACUAUGAUGAUCAUUGCCGAGUUUGCCACCGUUUGGGAGAUCUGCUGUGCUGUGAGACAUGCCCGGCUGUCUUCCAUCUUGAAUGCGUCGAUCCGCCUUUAGUUGACGUGCCCACAGAAGAUUGGCAGUGUAAUCUCUGUCAAUCACACAAGGUAUCUGGAACUGUUGACUGCAUCUUACCGCAAGAAAAACAAGGUGUGUUAAUUCGACAUGACACAUUAGGCCUCGAUAGGCAUGGCCGAAAAUACUGGUUUGUGGCACGUCGUAUCUUUGUUGAAAAUCAAAGUGGCAGCGAAAUUUGGUACUACACCACCACACCGCAGCUAGAGUUGCUUCUAUCAAUGUUGGAUCCAAAUGAUCUAGAAUCAGGUCUUUGCAAAGAGAUAAAUGACAGAAAAGACGAAAUAACCAGACAAAUGAAGAUAACCGAGAAGCUUACAAAUGAAAAUAAACUAAACAAAAAGUCCUACAUAGAUUUUGAGAAUGAAAAAAUCAAUCAGAUUCUAAACAAAAGUGCAUCGGAAAAUGAGAAUACCGAAUCAAAAGAAGAUGAACCGGCCACCAACUCAGAUCUGAGAGUGACCAGACAAAAACAAAAUCAAAUAAAUACCGGAACGCUGUAUUUCAAGUUGGGCAUGGAAAAUGGCUACAAGACCUAUGUCAAUCAGUACGCUGUCAAUCCGAUUGCUUUGAACAAACCUCAGCGAAAUGAGGAGCGCGACAAACGGAGACAUCUUUCUCAUAAAUUCUCCCUGACAACGGCAUCGGAAUUCAAAUGGCUAGGAAAUUCGAAUGGAACUGCCACAAAUGUUCUAAACACCCUGAGACAGACCUUGAUGAGCUUCGAACAGAAUAUAGCUUCGUCAUUUAUGAUUACCAACUGGAGUACCAUACGAAAGAUUUGGAUGACAUCGGUUACAAAUUCGACAAAACCAACAGAUUUUUCGUAUGUUCUUUUGUUGCUUCAAGCUUGUUUUAAAUCAGUCAUCUUUGCCAAUGUGUGGCAUGAACAAUUGGGUCAUAUUAAAUUCCAUCGAACCACGUCGGCGGAGCGAGAGGAACGCAAGAAGAUUGAGAAACGGGAGAAACGAGAGCGGGACGACGAAGAGGAACGGAAUCGACUGGCAUACAACUAUGUUAAGUAUUCGCUUGGCCUGAAACACCAAGUUUGGAAACAGAAAGGCGAGGAAUACCGCAUCCACGGCCAAUGGGGCUGGAUAUGGAUGUCAUAUUUCAGACAGGCCCAACGUAAUCGUCGUUCCUGUGAGAAAAACUGUGCCAGUAAAGUGAACAUUCACAUUGUGCACAAAGACGAGCACAAAAUCAUCACCGUUGACCCGAGAACCUAUAAUUUCUUGAAACAAUGCGAGCGAUCAGCGCAAAAGGGUCUGGAUUAUGGUUACAUUGAGGACUUUAAGCACAUCAAAAUUGUAGAGUUCACUGGCAACGAGAGUAUUGAUGUCAUCGAUGUUUCAAAAUCACUCACUGCUACGGGCAGACUACUCUACCCAAAGAUCGGAAGGAAGAGCAAAGUGGAUGAUUUGUUGUCAAAACGGCUACUUUUAAAGGAAGCCGAGGAGCAAAAGAUGUCUAAUAUAAACAAAGUCGAAGACCUCCCAAUGCCAUCGAAACCCGAGAUUACACCAGCAACCAGUAGCAAAGAAUCAAUUUUAGAGAGGCAAAUACUUCGUUUAGUCGAACAAAAGCAUACUUCUCAAUCGAAUAGUGUCAAUCUAGAGUUAGUCAAUACGCUGGCGAAGAAAAUCCAAUCGGUGCGCCUUCAAUUUAGCCAGUUGAAUAAGUUUGCCAAGCAAUAUCGUUGUUAUACGAAAGAUUGCAAUACAAAUUCGAAUGCAGUUUCCCAGAUAACAGCAAACACUUGCUACUCGCCGUUGUGCUUGCAAAAGGCACGAGCGAAGAAGGAAUUGCUGCUGCUAUUGAGAAAGGCUCACACUGCUGGUAAUGGUUCAAAAGAAACAGUAGCCGCUAUUUUGGGAGCAGUGAAGAAGCCCUCGAUUCUGGAACAGAAACUGACUGAGGGCAAAAAGGAACCAAAUGCUGGACAGGAUGAUGGGGAUGAUAAGUCCUUUGAGGAAUGCCCAAUUGAUUUGAAACAAGACUUCCAAGUGGCUUUCGAUAAUGCUCUAGAUUUCGAAGAGCAUCUCCUCACGUCAAAUUACACAAGUAUGCAUGUAAAGGAGGAAGCCGAUAUCAAGGAUGAAUGUGCGGAGGAUAUUGCUGCAACCAAGCCAAACAAUCAAGAAUUUGAUUCGCCGAAGAACGUCGUCAACGAUACUUUGGCGGCACCUGGGGCAGAUAAUUAUGUGGAUAAUUUGGAUGUUUGUAGUAAUGUUGAAAUCGAAAGUACAGAUACCGUUUCGAAUCUACUCGAAAAUGAAGUAAUGUCCUCGGCUAAAAAGCGAAAGUCAAAGCUUCGGAGUAAAAAUGGAAAUGCAAAAGACUUGAGCUUCCACCAGCCCAUGGAAACGAAUGCUCCAGCGUCAGUUAGACAAAACAGACGUUUCCCAUUGCAUCCCCCGCGAGUAAUUAAACGUGAAGAUAAUGUAAAAAUAGAACCCGAAUUAGGACCUAACGGUGCAGAGCGUGUUUACUCAGCAACACAAACAAGGGGGAAAAUCUAUUUGGUUCGUGAGCUGAAGAAGUAUAAUGAUAAGAAAAACGCCACAUCCAAUACCACCACUACCCCUAGCAGCUCCGCCACCUCUUCAUCCCCUGAUCCACCACCUACUUCGACCGCUAUUUCAAAAUACCCUAUAACAUCCAGUUUCUACACAAAGAACUUGAAAAAGAGUCUAAUGGUUCUUCCGAAAUACGAACUUAUUAAAUUGGCCAGAGCUGGUGGUAAAUUACAAAUAAACGGCUAUCAUCACAUAGCAAAAAAUAACACAACCGUAUGGCCGUAUCCAUGUUCGAGACCGCUGUUUAAAACCUGCUGGUUAUAUAGGACUACGAAUUGUCCGACUAUAGCAGCGAUUGCCUUGCAACUUAGAAUAUUAUAUUGUUGCCUGCGUUGGGACGAUAUGAUAGCUAAACCACCAUCACUGGAUGGCAAACAUCAAAUAACAACCGACACAGAAAUUGUCACUCAAGAAUUGUUAAAGUUGAAGCAUUACGGAAGAUGCAACGAGAAGACACAGUAUUUAAGAAGGAAGGUAGUUAUUCCGCUGGAAUUGCCAAAAACUAUUCGAGAGGUAACAUCGAUAAGAUCUGGUUUACGUAAGAGAAAACGUGCCGAAUCACCUCAGCAAACUGAGCCUCAAGUAUCAGAAGAAUGGGUCGAUGAAGACAAACUUGAACUUUGGGAGAUUAAACUAUUUGGCGAGAAACAAGAAAAAAUACGUACUUCGAUGAUAAGUAGAAGUGCUCAUUUAAAACAAUUAGAAAAUGCAUCCUCCAGCAGUAGCACAUCGAGUAGCUCUCCCUCAACAAACAACACAAGUACUUCAAAAACCCCAUCGUCCAAAUUCUCCAAUGAAGAAAUGAAAGAUAAAAUGGAACAACAACUUAAGUUACAGCGUGCGGUGCAUCAGCAGAAAAAAUCCACAGAAGCUAAACAAGCUAUUGCUAAGGCAAGUCCUGGUCAAACUAACCGAAGAGUGAUUGUGAGAAAUCCUGAUGGAACUACAAGAGUCAUACACCAGACUGUAGUCACUCCAUCAACACAGACGGCAAAGUCUACACCAAACAACAAAGUUAUUAACAAUACCGUCACGGAAACAGCAACAACAACUACUACAACAACUACAGAAACACCUCAGCCCACACCGCAGCCUACGCAGCAUAAAGUUCAAAUUAUUCGUGGUCCCGACGGAAAGGUUAGUGUGCGAGGUUUGAGUCCAGGACAACAACUAAUUCAAAUGCCUGACGGCAAAUUACAUGUCCUAACAACGACACCAGUGAAUGCCAAUAAAACUUCAACUAUAGUUAAAAGUUCGGCGGUAGUAAAUAACAAAACAACUCACAAUUCGGUUCUUCCUACGACAACAGUUAAACAAUUAGCUGUGAAACAAGUAGUGAAGCAGCCUGUUGUUCAGCAAACGAAUGUGGUGAAGCAAAUAGUUAAUCGGGAAAUUCAACAAAAGGUAACAAAUACUAUUGCAUCUACAUCACAGGCCGUUAAAAAUGGUUCUCAGGUUCCUGUUUCACAAACUGUGCACAAAGUUUUAACAACUGGCGGACAAAUUGUGCAAACCAAUAAAAAGCCCACAAACCUGCAGCAAUUGAUUGUGCAACCAGGUCAAAAACUCUUGGUUGGUCAAAAUGCCCAGGGACAGAAGGUUUUAAUAUCUUCGCCCACUCAACAUAAUAUACAACCUGCUCCUACACAAAACAUCCAAACUGUUGCACAAGCCGCUCCCCAUCAAGUGGUAAUAAAUUCGCCGCCUGCGCAAAAAGUCAUUCAGCAAAUUGUCAAUACAAGUAAUGUUCAGCAACAGAUUAUGGUUGGUGGCCAAAGAAUUAUACUUAGUCCGGGACAAACUAUUGUUACCCAGAGAUCAGUUCCUCAGUCCUCGCCGGUGCAGGUUUUACAGCAGCAAAUAAUACAACCAGCACAGCCCCAACAACAGCAGCAGCAGCAACAAAUUCAACAACAGCAAAUGGUUAUCCAUGCACAAUCUCCGCAAGUUGAAACAAGAACCCAAGUUGUGCCUAAGUUGAAGGUGCAGAACCAAACUAUAAGUCAACAAAUUCAACAGCAACAACAACAGCAGCAGCAACAACAACAACUACAACAGCAACAGCAGCAGCAACAACAACAACAAUUACAGCAGCAGCAACAACAGCUACAACAGCAGCAACAGCAACAACAAUUACAACAACAACAGCAGCAACAACAACAACAACAACAACAGCAGCAGCAACAACAACAACAGAGUGUUGAAUGCAAUCAACAGCCAACACAACAGCAACUCGUGGUACAAAAUUCAGCCUUGGCCCAGCAACUAGCCCAGGGUAAACUUCAAGUUGCAAAUGUAAAUGGCCAGCAAGUCAUAAUAAAGCCUUUGGGAAAUAAUCAAGCACAAAUUGUCGCACAUAUCAAAACUCAAAGCGACGGAAAUGCCCACAUUGUGACAAGUACGAAUUUCAAUGAAAAUCCAAAAGAAACAGCACCACAACAACAACAGCAGCAGCAGCAGCAACAACAGCAGACAAAUACAAUUAAAUCCAACACCACUGUUGUUCAGCAAAUUAAAUCUCCUACAACAAUGAGCGAUCACAUAACCAAAGAUAAUAAAAUGGCAACAAGUGAUCAAGGGCAUAAUAAUAUGUAUUCGCCGCAAGAAGAACCACAACAACAACAACAGCAGCAACCCACUUCAACAACAAUCGAGCAGAGCCUUCUGCAAGGACAACCGCCCGGAACUGUAAUUAAAUGUGUCACGGCCCAAGUUAUACAAACCGAACAUGGACCUAGAAUAGUUUUGCAGGGAUUAGUUGGAAAUGAUUUUACGCAACAACAACUUGCCUUGGUUCAACAGCAAGUUAAACAACAGUUAUUAAAAGCUCAAGAAUCCAGUGGUAAACAGGGUGUAUUAGGGCCAACGAAAAUCUAUUUAGCUGUUCAACCAUCCAGUAGUGUAAUUCAACAAAAUUCACAUUCCCAGCCCUCGCCAUUAGUAUCUGUGCAACAAAACCAACAAGUCCAGCAUGACCGUAUUGAUUCCAUUGAAAGGAAUUCAAGUGAAGGCUUGGUUCAAAUUAAAAAGCAGAGUAAUGAAAUCAAACCCGAAAUAUAUCCAAAUCAAAUCGAGUCAAAACAAAACAAACAUAAUACUCCAGGAAAAAUACAAAAAGAUGUUGCGAAAAUUGUGUCAACCUUAAACCUGGAUAAUAAUCAAUCUUUUGUUAUAACUCCCGAUUAUAUACAACAAACAAUAAAAAAUGCUCUCAAACAAGAAAAUCUCAAUCCAGAAAUAGAAGAAAAACUAAUAAACUUGCAACGAUACCAGGAACGCCAAAUGAAAUCAGAUCAACCGUCAAAUAACACAACCACAGCAACAACGACAACAACAAAUGCAUCAACCCCUGCAAAUAUUAUUUCAAAUGUAAAUAUUUUUACUCCAACGACGACGACGACGCCGACGCAACAAGUGGUCCAUGCACCUAGUAGUAGAAAAAGAAACAGUAGCAAAAUAAAGGACGACGAUGAAACAACACCAUCAAAAUCGAAGAAUUUAUGUUUGUCUUUUGGUGCAUUUGCUGCCGGAAAAUCUGAAAAUGGCAAUAAUAAUACAUCUUUAGUUGGUGCUUCGAAUGAAAACAAAGCCAAACAUGACAAUGAGAAAAAGAGAACUGCUGCACAGCUUAAUCGAUUGAAUCGACAUAAAGAAUUAUUGAAAAAAGAUAUAUUAAAGAAGAGGGCAAUUCUAGAGAGAGUAUUACACAUUGAAAUUCAGAAAGAAAUUGCAGCUGCGAUGCCAGACCUUCAAGAAUAUGAACAUAGAAGCUUUAAUAAUGUCAAAUCCGAAUCAGAUGAACAAUCGCCUCGCAACACCCAUCAAGAAAUUCAAACAUCAACCAAACCGAAGAAAGGCUCAAAAUUCCCCGGGUUGUCGAAAAAACGUGAAAAGUUGUAUUGUAUAUGCAAAACUCCUUAUGAUGAUACUAAAUUUUACGUUGGUUGUGAUUUAUGUAGCAAUUGGUUUCAUGGUGAAUGCGUUGAUAUUACCGAAGAGGCUUCGAAAAAGUUGUCUGAAUUUAUUUGUGAAGAGUGUCGUCGUGCUAGAGAUACUCAAGAAUUAUAUUGUUCAUGUAAACAGCCGUACGACGAAUCGCAGUUUUAUAUAUGCUGCGAUAAAUGCCAGGACUGGUUCCAUGGCCGUUGUGUUGGAAUUGUCCAAAGCGAAGCUGAAUUUAUCGAUGAGUAUAUAUGCCCCGAUUGUCAACGUAACAAUGACAUCAAUAUGGCAAACAUGAAAAGCCUUACCAGUAAUGAAUUUGAGGAAUUAAAAAAACUUAUGAAACAAAUGCAGAAUCACAAAAAUGCGUGGCCUUUUAUGGAACCGGUUGAUCCGGAAGAAGCACCGGACUAUUAUAAAGUUAUAAAAGAGCCAAUGGAUUUAAAAAAGAUUGAAAAGAAAAUAAAUGCUCAGAUAUACACAAAAUUGUCCGAGUUUAUUGGAGAUAUGACAAAAAUAUUUGAUAACUGCCGCUAUUAUAAUCCUAAAGAAUCUGCAUUUUAUAAAUGUGCGGAAAGCGUUGAAGGAUAUUUUGUUCAAAAAAUAAAAAACUUUCGAGAAACCGUGGCAAGUGCUUCAUGCAAUGUGAAAUAAUUUUAAUAUUAUUAUUAUUAUAAUAUAUUUGUAUUUAUAAACUUAUAUAUAUAUAGUAUAUAAAGAAAAAUAAUCGAUGAUAAAUUCGUUAACGUGUAAAUUUUGCUAAUCAUUUUUAAGUAUUUUUAAUUAUAUAAGUGAAAUGUGUAGUAAAGAAAAAAAAUAAGUUUUAAGCUUAGUAUAUUUUUAUGAAUAUACGUUUAGACAGAGAAAAAAAGAAAACAAAAAUAAAAAACAGAAUUAUUAUUAAAAAUAAACGUACAAAAAUAAGAAAUUUAACUUUAAUAAUAAACGUUUGUAAAUAUUUGAAAUAAUAAAAAGUAAUAUUUAAAACAAAAUUAUGAUAUAAAAAGCAUAAUUAUAUAAAAUAAUGUUUGUUUUUUACUAAUGAUCUUGAAUUUAUUGAAAUUUGAUAAAUACAUUAUAAAUUUAUGGUUUUUAAAUAAUUUAUAAUAAUUAAAACAAAAAUAAAACAAAACAUUUAGUGUUUCGGUUUUCACGGUUGUACACUGUACAGAGAUAUUAAUUGUUUAUCAUUAAUAACGCAAUUUAGAAGUAUAAAAAAAUGUAAAAAAUUUAACAAAAUAUUAUAACAAUAAAUUAAAUACAUAAAAGGUAUGCUUAUUAUCCUUAAAAAAAUUAAA